This is a messenger RNA of Colias croceus (clouded yellow), 3334 nucleotides long. RefSeq names its product protein trachealess (gene trh). Gene Ontology annotation, biological process: regulation of transcription by RNA polymerase II. The transcript has 11 exons. Gene Ontology annotation, molecular function: protein dimerization activity; RNA polymerase II transcription regulatory region sequence-specific DNA binding; DNA-binding transcription factor activity, RNA polymerase II-specific. Bases 434 to 3034 code for a protein of 866 amino acids. Lineage: Eukaryota; Metazoa; Arthropoda; Insecta; Lepidoptera; Pieridae. The record is from RefSeq and is a predicted model, not a curated record.
GGUCGAGAGAGGGGGACGCGUGCAACUGUUUUCGAUAAUCGGCCGCGCGUUCCGUACGUGAAAAUCGGACAGUUCACAGCCAGUCACGUCUGCGUAAAAACGGAUAUAUGCCCAGAAUAUUUAUUAAGUGGGUGGCUGUGCGUGACUUUUCCCCUGUGAAUAGCUAUCCCCGUAAAUGAUCGGUCGCGAAAAUAGAGCGGUUUGUUUGAUAACUGAAAAGCAGCGCCGCCGAAAACUCGCAUCACGCGUGAGCGCGAGCGAAUAUUGAACUUUUCCGAAAUGUUUCAAGUUUGAGAACUCUACAAGAGCCGAGUUAUCCCGGUAGUUUUGUGUGUUGGACAUAAUUUUUUAUUCAUAUUGGACUGACGAAAUGUGUGUGCACGCGAAAAGAACUGUCAAAUAGGACUGAUUCUUGUUGAAGUAGUGUGUGAGCAUGUUGCCAUAUCAAGCGGUGGCUAUGGACUACGUGACGGGGUUUCCGCACCACCAGCGGCCCGGGGGGCUGCCCGGGGUGAUGGGCCUGCCCGGGCCGGGGCCGGGGCUCAACCCGGGCUUGAACACUGCCUUCACCCAUUCCUGGUUCGUACAGACAAGCCCGGAUAUCUGUCGGCAGCAACAAGCAUCCAACCAAUCGCAUCUCGAACCUGGGUAUUCGUGGCCCUUGCAAGGCGAAACUGAUGGAAUUUGCAUCCUCGAACUCCGAAAAGAGAAAAGCAGAGAUGCGGCUCGCUCACGGCGCGGGAAGGAAAACUACGAGUUCUACGAGCUAGCGAAGAUGCUGCCCCUCCCAGCUGCUAUUACCAGCCAGCUGGAUAAAGCCUCCAUCAUCAGGCUGACCAUCAGCUACCUGAAGCUAAGGGAUUUCUCCGGACAUGGUGAUCCGCCGUGGAGCAGGGAUACUCCGCCGACUAGCAAGGCUUUGAAAGGUGCUCAAAACAGAAGAACGGGGGUUGGAAUGGCGAUGGAGUUAUUUGAGCAGCAUCAAGGCACUCAUAUUCUUCAGUCUCUCGACGGAUUCGCGCUGUCUGUAGCCGCGGACGGGAGGUUCCUGUACAUAUCUGAAACUGUGUCUAUAUAUUUAGGAUUAUCACAAGUAGAAAUGACUGGUAGUAGUAUAUUCGACUACGUGCAUCAAGCUGAUCAUGCAGAAAUAGCGGAGCAGCUAGGGCUGUCUCUCGCGGGGAGAGGAGGGGCGGGGUUGAAUAGCCCAGCUUCGGGGAGUGAAGAGGGAAGCCAGCAUGGUACUAACAACCCUGAUGUAUCAGCACAAAUGACGUUAGCAGCGAGCGGUUCCCUGUACCGCGGUAUGGAUAGAGCCUUCUGUGUUAGAAUGAAGAGCACUUUAACAAAGCGAGGAUGCCACUUCAAGUCAUCUGGAUACAGGGUGGUGCUCAUGCUCUGCAGACUACGACCGCAAUACACCUUCUCACACAGUCGGAAGUCGCCCCCAUCACUCUUAGGGAUGGUGGCGCUGGCGAUCGCACUCCCACCACCAUCAGUUCACGAGAUUAGACUGGAGUCUGAUAUGUUUGUUACGAGAAUCAACUUCGACUUUAGGAUAGCCCACUGCGAGCCCAGCAGGGUACAAGAAUUGCUCGGAUAUACAGCAGAAGAAUUAACGGGCAAGAAUAUGUAUGCACUGUGCCAUGGAGAGGACGCCAACAAACUAAGAAAAUGCCAUGUAGAUUUAAUGAACAAAGGGCAGGUCCUGACGCACUACUAUAGAAUAAUGAACAAGCUCGGCGGCUACACCUGGAUGCAGACAUGUGCUACCGUCGUCUGUUCCUCCAAGAACGCUGAAGAACAAAAUAUUAUCUGCGUCAAUUAUGUUAUUAGUGGUCGAGAGUAUCCAAACACAGUAAUGGAUUGCUGUCAACUAGAAGAAAGUGUACAAGGUGUGAAGAGAGAAGAAACUACUGGGGAUCCAGAAAAUGGUCCUCCAGAUGCUGAUGCUCCGGGAGCACCUCCCCCUACAGCGAGACAUGCAAAUGAAAGAACUGAAGCUCCAUCCAAUAACGAUUCCGCAUCAACCGCCCCACCAACGUCUGACGUCACACACCUUACCAGACUCAGUGACACUCAACCCAUACCCCUUCACACAACUCCAGAAAGAACUUCCCCAAUGCCUGCUCGAAGACUGAAGAAACGAAAGCACACUACAGAAGAAGAUGAAGCUGACAGAGAGGAAGAAAGACGGAAGAGCUCUUCAAAUCCAGGCGCAACUAUAUCUCCAGUUGAACGAGAUAUGACCAAAACGUCCCUUGCUAUGCCCGAAAAUACAGACGCGACUUCAGUAAGGGAUCUAGAAAAUGCCAUGUCUAAACAUUUACCCGCAUUAGAUGGCAAAGAAAUUUCUCACCGCCCAACAGAUUUUUCAACGGAUGCUUUGCUCAAACAACAGCAACAGAAGUCGACUAUACAGUGGAUAGGAACACAAAAUCAUCCUCUGAAUCAUCUUAAUAGACAAAUACCUGGAAAUCAUUCGUCCACACCUGCAUCCGCAUUACUCAGACAAUUAUACGCUAACAGAGAAAGUGUUAUUAGAAGCAAUUUCUUAGGAGAUGCGAGAACGGGCGGAUAUUAUUCCGGCGACGGUCAGUCUGGACCUCUACCCACACCUCCAGGAAGCGAAGGAUCGGGGUACGGCGAACAAUUGGGACACAAAGGCACCGAUAUAGGUUCCUUAGCGUAUGGGAGUUACGCAGACUAUCAUUCCGCGAUGACCCCACCGGGUUCGGUUUCACCUCGAGACAAACAACAGUACGCGCUGCCAUACGAUAAUAACGCGUAUUCCGAAGCGCUAAGGCACUCCUAUUUGAGUGACACCACAUUGCCAUUGAAACCUCAAGCGUAUUCCGCUGUCCCUGGCGCAUUAGACUAUGCGUCAUCGUUGGACCAGUCGCAGUUUUUCCACCCGGCACCAUCGUUCCAUCUCUAUCACCCGCAGGCGCACUCCGCUCACCCGUCUCACUCGCACCAACCAGUAGACAAAUCAGCUCCACCAAAUACUAAUUGGUAUUCAGCUAGCUCAUAGCUAUAUUGAUGACAAACUUUCACAGUAGCGUCCGAAUACAUUCCCAAUAUGUUGGUCUGUCGACCAAACUCGUUUAUGACUCUAUAAAAUCGUGGUUGUGUAAAUAAUUUAUUUUAUAACAUUCCAAUUUAGAUAUAAUUUACGGAAAGACUUCGUCAAUACUCAUGUGAAGAACUGCGGCGGUUUUGCAGUGACUAUGGUUAAACGAAUAAUGGAUAAAAUUUUACGAGAUUUUUCUUUACACAAUUAGUAGGUAAAUGAUCGCUACACGAGUAGCCAUUACCCGUAUAGUAUUGGCUA